Molecule: messenger RNA, 405 nt
Organism: Exserohilum turcica Et28A
Lineage: Eukaryota; Fungi; Ascomycota; Dothideomycetes; Pleosporales; Pleosporaceae
Exons: 3
Coding region: 1-405 (134 amino acids)
Biological process (GO): cellular response to oxidative stress
Cellular component (GO): cytoplasm; nucleus
Molecular function (GO): glutathione disulfide oxidoreductase activity
Source: RefSeq, a predicted model, not a curated record
AUGACGAAGGCAAAGGCAGAGGCGCUGCUGCCGCUCCCAACCGCCAAAAUUUCCUUCCUGCGCAACUUCUUCACGCGCGCCACCUCGCCCACCACAAUGGCCGCUACCAAGACAAAGGUCCAGUCCAUCAUCGACGAGAACCCCGUCGCCGUCUUCUCCAAGUCGUACUGCCCAUACUGCCGCCAGACCAAGCAACUGCUGAGCGAGAGCGGCGCAAAGUUCUACGCCAUCGAGCUCGACCAAGUCGAUGACGGCUCAGCCAUCCAGGCCGCCCUUGGCGAAAUCACGGGCCAGACCACGGUACCCAACAUCUUCAUUGCCCAGAAGCACAUUGGUGGAAACAGCGAUCUGCAGGCAAAGAAGGGCCAGCUCAACACCCUGCUCAAGGAUGCCGGUGCCCUAUAA